This is a messenger RNA of Fusarium subglutinans, 1404 nucleotides long. Its product is annotated as d-lactate dehydrogenase (cytochrome). Gene Ontology annotation, biological process: lactate catabolic process. Lineage: Eukaryota; Fungi; Ascomycota; Sordariomycetes; Hypocreales; Nectriaceae. Gene Ontology annotation, cellular component: mitochondrion. Gene Ontology annotation, molecular function: FAD binding; D-lactate dehydrogenase (cytochrome) activity; D-lactate dehydrogenase (NAD+) activity. The transcript has a single exon. The record is from RefSeq and is a predicted model, not a curated record. The coding region runs from base 1 to 1404 and encodes 467 amino acids.
AUGGCUGGAGCGCUCAGUAUUAGCAGCCAACCAACCAAGACACAUUUAUCAUCGACACAAGCAUUGAUAGAUACUCCUGAGAUUCAGCAUGACUUGUCGACAUCAAACAUUCAAGGUGCUUGUAAAGAUUUCGCCGCUAUCUUAGGUCCAGAGAACGUUUCAGCAGAACGUAGCGAUCUCGUUACCCAUUCUGGCUCCGACUAUCAGUCGUAUGCCUGGACUGAAGAGUCAGCCAUCUUGUCACAAGUCAUCCUCUACCCUGAGACUACAGAACAGGUUUCAGAACUUAUGAAAGUAUGCUUCCGACGUCGGCUGCCAGUCACGCCGUACUCGGGAGGCACGUCGAUCGAAGGCCAGUACAUACCUCAUCUACGGGGCAUAUGCAUUGACUUUGGUCGAAUGAGCAAUAUAUUGGAGCUCAACAAGUAUGAUCUCGACUGCGUUGUGCAGCCUGGGAUUGGCUGGAUGGACCUCAACGAGGAGUUGGCAGCCCAUGGUCUGUUCUUCCCCCCAGACCCUGGUCCGGGCGCCAUGAUUGGAGGAAUGGGUGGCACAGGGUGCUCUGGAACAAACGCAGCGGCAUACAGAACUAUGAAAGACUGGGUCCUAUCACUGACCGUCGUACUCGCGGAUGGAGCAAUCAUCAAGACUCGCCAACGUGCCAGAAAGUCAAGCGCAGGCUACGACCUGACAAGGACCUUUGUCGGCAGCGAGGGGACCCUUGGCCUCGUCACCGAAGCUACGCUGAAGCUGGCAGUUAAGCCACCCUGUGAGGCCGUAGCCGUAUGCACAUUUCCAACGCUACGAGACGCAGCCUCGGCAGUUCGAGAAGUGCUGUCCAAUGGCAUCCAAGUUGCCGCUGUUGAGAUCCUUGACGAAGUACAGAUGAAAAGCAUCAAUGAUUCUGCUUUGACGAGGCUGAAGUGGAAAGAAGAGCCAACUCUCUUCUUCAAGUUCACAGGGAGCGAUGACUUCAUGGUGGAACACCUUGCCAAGCAAGUUGGAAAUAUCACGAAGCAAAACGGCAGUACGGCAUACACAUUCGCGUCCGACGAGACUGAACGAAAUGAAUUAUGGUCGGCAAGGAAGAAUGCACUGUGGAGCAUGCUCGCCAUGCGAAAGUCACCAACUGACAAAGUAUGGACUACUGAUGUAGCUGUUCCUCUAAGCAGACUUCCUGAUAUCAUAGAGUUUGCCAAAGCCGAUAUCGAGAAAUCAGGUUUACUUGGCUCAAUUGUUGGGCGCGUUGGCGACGGGAACUUCCAUACUCUUUUACUAAUCCCCGAGGACAAGCACCAUAUCGCGGAAGAUGUUGUUCACCGAAUGGUCGAUAAAGCUAAUGAGAUGAAAGGUACAGCGACGGGGGAACAUGACGUCGUACUUGUGAAGAGGGACUAUUUGUAG